AGGCAGCGCCCACCGGGCUCCCCGGGCUGGGAGGCCCCGCUCCUAGGGCUCCGCUCUGGGGAUCGCGCCCCUCUGACCCGGCUCUCAGGGCCUGACGUGCGCGGAGGCGGUCCGACUCACACCGAGAUCAGAGGCCGCAGGACCCUGGAGCCCCGGGCUUCCCUCGGCCUGGCUGUCCAGCUGCUAGGAAUGGUAACAAGUCUUGAGCCGGGAAGAUCCAUGCUCGUCCUACGCAUCUCAGCACCAUUCAGACCGCUAGGUGGUUUACCAAACAGUGCCUGGGAGAGUCUUCCACCGCGGUAAGAAUACCCAACUUCCUCAAACCAUUUAUUGAAGAGGCUGUCCUUCCCCCAUUGAAUGUUCCUGGUGUCUUUGUUGAAUCUUGUUGACCAUAAGCAUAAAAGGAGUCAAUUUUUUCUCUAUAAUUUCUAGACCAUAUCUUAAUUAAAAUGGCAAGAAGAUAUCCUUUAAGAAUGGAGGCCAGAGCAUUAGGGGCUGUGCAAAUAAUUCUUACCCUGUUUCACUAUGCACUGGGUGCUCUCUCUGCUUCCUUGUUUUUCGAAGAGGAUAUAAAAAACACUGGCGAAAUCCCUGUAUUACUUCCACUAGGGUACAUAGUAUGGUCAUCGCCAUUUUUCCUCAUCUCAGGGUCCAUGGCCGUCAGCGCACAGAAGAAGCCCACACGAUAUAAGCUUACAUCUACCAUUGUCAUGAGCAUCUUUAGCGGCUGCUUUUCUGCAUUUGGUUCAAUUAUAUUAUGUUUUGCAUGUUUCUCUUAUGCUGCACAAAUGGAAGAGUAUGUUUGGUCACAGUUAGCUGGUGGUAUGCUUUUACAAUAUUUACUCUUCAGCAGUGUCACAGAACUGAUCGUUGUAAGCAUAAUCGUGUCCUGGAUUGUGCAAGCAUUGCAUCAUCCAGCAUCCAAAGAAGAAAGUUACACACUGUCUGAAUACUCUGUGUCUUCAUAAUUUCCAAAGAACCAGUGUGACUCCAGUCAAAAAAAGAUUAAUUGUGAAUUAGUGAAGAACUCCAUAAUUUUUUUUCUCAAGAGACCUCAUGGAAAAUGCAUUCUAAUGAAGUCUUUUCCAGUACUCGUUUUUCCUACCUCUUCAAUAAAGGAUGCAAUUUGA
Cervus elaphus (red deer) is the source of this 1130-nucleotide messenger RNA. Its product is annotated as membrane-spanning 4-domains subfamily A member 4A-like. Bases 450 to 968 code for a protein of 172 amino acids. Lineage: Eukaryota; Metazoa; Chordata; Mammalia; Artiodactyla; Cervidae. Gene Ontology annotation, cellular component: plasma membrane. Gene Ontology annotation, biological process: cell surface receptor signaling pathway. The transcript has 9 exons. The record is from RefSeq and is a predicted model, not a curated record.